Molecule: messenger RNA, 1887 nt
Organism: Abrus precatorius (Indian licorice)
Lineage: Eukaryota; Viridiplantae; Streptophyta; Magnoliopsida; Fabales; Fabaceae
Product: squamosa promoter-binding-like protein 9
Exons: 3
Coding region: 495-1574 (359 amino acids)
Cellular component (GO): nucleus
Molecular function (GO): DNA binding
Source: RefSeq, a predicted model, not a curated record
CUUUCUAAUGGAGCAGGAGGCACGAGGUAGCUGGCUAGUAUGUGACAGGGACACAAAAAGUUGCACUAAACAACAGUUACACUUGUUAGGGCCGGGAAUGGUUAAAAGGUUAGUAGUAUGGGAGAUGAAGAGGCAACACAACACAAGCCAAAGCUAACUCAAACAAAAGAGGGUACAAUCUGUGUCUCGUGGGUGGCGCUUUACCUCCAUUAUUUUUGGUUUUGGACAGACAAGGGAGUGUUUGGUUCUCUGACUACAUACACUACUUCUCUCUUCUCAGUGUACCUCACUCUGCCACUAUGGCCCAGCGUCAACUCUCUCCUUUUCCCUACCCUUCCACCUCCUCUUUUGUCUUCCACUUUACUCUCCUACUGCUUUCAACAAACAACUAGCAUCUCUAUCUCUCUCCUUCUCUCUGUCUCUGUCUCUCUCUUAUCAAUCAAAUUCAAGCCACAAUGAAUAAUAGCCUCUAGCCACCCCAACUCACAUCACUAAUGGGUUCUGACUCUGCCACCAAAACCCCCUCCUCGCCGCCUAACUCUUCUUCUGAGUCUCUCAAUGGCCUGAAAUUUGGUCAAAAAAUCUAUUUUGAGGAUGUGGGUCUGGCCACUCCUGCCACCUCUGUUGCUGCUUCAUCAUCAUCUUCUUCUUCUUCUUCAAAGAAGGGAAGAGGUGGGUCUCUUCAACCGGCUCAGCCUCCUAGGUGCCAAGUUGAGGGUUGUAAAGUAGAUCUGAGUGAUGCCAAAGCUUACUAUUCUAGGCACAAAGUUUGUGGCAUGCAUUCCAAAUCCCCCACUGUCAUUGUUGCUGGCCUCCAACAAAGGUUUUGUCAACAGUGUAGCAGAUUUCAUCAGCUUCCUGAGUUUGAUCAAGGGAAAAGAAGUUGCCGCAGGCGACUAGCUGGCCAUAAUGAACGUCGGAGAAAGCCCCCACCCAGCUCUCUCUUAACCUCUCGUUAUGGCAGAAUCUCUUCAUCUGUUUUUGAUAACAGUGGCAGAGGUGGCAACUUUCUGAUGGAAUUGUCGUCGUACCCAAAACUUAGUCUGAGAAAUUCACUUCCAACACCUAGAUCAUCCGAGCUAGUUCCUGGAAAUCAAACCACAACACUUAACUGGCAGGGGAACUCAGAGACACCACCUGACCUUUUCUUGCACGGUUCAGUGGGUGGAACAAGCUUCCCCGGUCCUGGACAUCCUCCAGGGGAAAGUUACACCGGAGUCACAGACUCAAGCUGUGCUCUCUCUCUUCUGUCAAAUCAAACAUGGGUUUCUCGAAACGCAGCACCAAGUCUUGGGUUGAGUAACAUGAUAAAUUUCAAUGGGACACCCAUGACACAACUUGCCGCAGCGUCUCAUGGUGCAGCCAUCCAUCAACUUCCAAAUACCUCAUGGUGUUUCAAGGGCAUUGAUCCCGAUAACUGUUCACAUGAGGUUGUCCCUGAUCUAGGCCUCGGUCAAAUUUCACAGCCUCUCAACAGCCAACUUCCUGGGGAGCUCGAUCUGGCACAAGGCAGGAGGCAUUAUAUGGAUCUAGAGCAGUCCAGAGCCUAUGAAUCUCCUCAUUGGUCACUUUAAUGCACUUGUUUGCUGUCAAGUUUGUAAUAACAUGUUGCACAACUGUGUGUCAUAUACUAUUGCUUGUUUUGGUUUGUUUAAACUGAUAAACAAGGUGGUAGCCUUGCUUUGUUUGUGGAACUUUUGGGCACGAAAUGAAUUAUCUGGGUGUGUUCUGUUGCUGUCUUUAGCAUAGUUAUUGUGUCUUCUGCCAUUUUUUUGUAGCUACCUCUUGAAUUAUUAGUGAUUGGGAGGAAUGCCAAUUUGUGGUUUGCUACCUCUUCUUCAAGUUAUUUGAUAUUAACUGACUUUCUGUAAACAAUGUUGGUACACA